Styela clava is the source of this 594-nucleotide messenger RNA. The record is from RefSeq and is a predicted model, not a curated record. NCBI's taxonomy places the organism in Eukaryota, Metazoa, Chordata, Ascidiacea, Stolidobranchia, Styelidae.
AUGCCCAUUGGAUUUGCCACCAAAGGCGCCCCGCGAAAAUUUACCCAGAUUUCACAUACAAGACCGGUGUUGACGUAUACUGUGACUGUUCGCCUGACUCGAAUAAUGUAUGGACGAUGGGAAGGAGAUAUCAGUUUUCAUAAGGACUGGCAAAGCUAUGUUGAUGGGUUUGGAAAAGUCGAAGAAGAUUACUGGUUGGGUUUGGAAACAUUAAACCAGUUCACACGAAGAGGUAAAUGUUCGCUCAGAGUUGAUUUAAUGGAUUGGAACUCAACAGCACACUACGCAGAAUACGGUGCGUUCUCCGUUGGUGAUCCGUCAUCGCUCUACACGUUAUCCGUCCACGACAACACAGGCAAUGCUGGAGAUGCAUUUAAUUCCAGCUCAGGUGUACAGUUCUGCAGCAUCGGUUCUCAUUCGGAAUGCACCGAAGCGGAAGAACACAAUGGCGCAUGGUGGUUCGGGACCCCGUACACGUCACACCUCAAUGGAAUUCAUCGUUCUGAAGAUGUCAGAGUUCUACCAGGAAUUUACUGGUCCACUUUGUCGAAGGAAUCUCUGAAAGCGGUGGAAAUGAAGUUCCGUUGCGAAUAA